This is a messenger RNA of Diorhabda sublineata, 3717 nucleotides long. RefSeq names its product E3 ubiquitin-protein ligase Bre1 (gene Bre1). The transcript has 13 exons. The coding region runs from base 308 to 3235 and encodes 975 amino acids. NCBI's taxonomy places the organism in Eukaryota, Metazoa, Arthropoda, Insecta, Coleoptera, Chrysomelidae. Gene Ontology annotation, cellular component: HULC complex; nucleus. The record is from RefSeq and is a predicted model, not a curated record. Gene Ontology annotation, molecular function: metal ion binding; ubiquitin protein ligase activity.
GUCACAUGUCAUUUGUCGUUAUCGUUAGACGUUUCAUUGCAUCUUAUCAAAAAAUACAGAACUGUGAAACAGUUACUGUUGUCCCAAUUAAUGUUUAUUUUAUCAAUUAAUGUUUAAUAUUGUUUAGUGAAUAAUAUAAUUAUCUUUAAUCAGCUCCAUUUUUCUUUAAUUAAUACUUUUCAUAUAAUUCCCAUUCAGUUUAACUUUUUGAUCACAAUAUUUGUUUUAAAACAAUUUUUUGCUUCUUUAAGUUUUUUUCUAUGAGUGUUUUUUAAUUAAUUUAAAAUCCUUAAAAUUACAUAACAACAUGUCUAAAAGACACGCUGAAGAGGCGGGUAGCGGUAGUCAGCCCCCAAUAAAAAAAAUUCACUUCGAACCCCACUUGAUAGGUCCAGUUUCUACUUUGGAAGAAAUGGACAUUAAAGUACUACAAUUUCAGAAUAAAAAGUUGGCUCAGAGGAUAGAACAAAGAUGUCGAACAGAACAAGAAUUACGACAGCGAAUUGAACAACUUGAAAAACGGCAAACACAAGAUGACGCUAUGCUGAAUGUUGUAAACAGAUACUGGAAUCAACUCAAUGAAGAUAUAAGAAUAUUACUUCAGAGGUUUGAUGCUGAAACUGCAGAUGAAUCUGAAACCAAAAAUGAAAAUGAAGCAACUACCUCUUUCUUGAUGCAACUAUCUACUUGGGACAAAGAUGAGUUGAAUGAUAAACUUGCAAAUAGAGUGCAAGUAUCAAGAAGAGCAGUUGCCAAAGUUAUUCAAGCUUUUGACAGGUUGAUGCAGAGGAAUGAGAAGAUUACUUUGGCACUUAAAGGAGAAUUAGAAGGGCAAGAUGCACCUUCUGUUGAUGAAGCGAUUCGUCAAACUAAUAUCCAGCUUCAGAGUGAAAAUAGAAAUCUACAAGCGUUACACACGACUUUACAUGAAAAAUAUCAUACACUCAGCUUAAAAAUUAGUGAAUUACAAGAUACUAGAACUGCUAGAGAAACUGAAAAUGCUGAGCUGAAAAAUCAAAUUGAUGACCUUCAGUAUGAACUUGACAAAGUUCGCAACAGAAAUGAUAAGCUUGAAACACACCUUGCCGAGGCUGUGGAGAAGUUGAAAGCAUACCAUCAACUUCACGGAGAUCCUGCUGAUAAGUCCGGUAAAGAACAGAAACCUGCUCCUCAAACGAGUGUUCCUCAAGCUAAACUAGAGGAUCUCAUGAAGGAAGUGGAAGAGUGGAAAGAACUUGCUAAUAAUAGAUUACAAGAAUUAGACAAGUUGCAUCAAACUCACAGGGAAACUCUUAAAGAAGUCGAGAAACUCAAAAUGGAUAUCAGACAACUUCCUGAAAGCGUUAUAGUUGAAACAACUGAAUAUAAAUGUCUCCAAUCACAAUUUUCAGUUUUAUACAAUGAAUCUAUGCAAUUAAAAACUCAAUUAGAUGAAGCUAGACAACAAUUACAAAGUAGCAAAAAUGCGCAUUUGAGAAAUAUCGAGAUGAUGGAAGGCGAAGAAUUGAUUGCACAGAAAAAACUCAGACAAGAGGUUAUGCAACUAGAAGACUUCUUAGCCCAAUUAAGAAAAGAAUAUGAGAUGUUGAGGAUUGAAUUUGAACAGAAUUUAGCUGCCAACGAACAGACCGGUCCAAUUAACAGGGAGAUGCGUCAUUUGAUUACUUCAUUGCAGAAUAACACUCAACAAUUAAAGGGAGAAGUGCACAGAUAUAAGAGAAAAUAUAAAGAAGCUAAUGCCGAACUACCGAAACUUAAAAAAGAAAUAGAUGAUUUACAACAAAAAUUAACACAAGCCCAAGGUUCCAGUCAAGACUCCAAAGAGGGUAUUAAAAAGGAAGAGAUUAAAGAAGAAGAUUUAUCAAGCAGUGAAAGUGCACAAAUUAAAGAUGAACCAAAUCUUACAGUAAAAAAAGAAGAGGAUGAUACAGAGCAAACUGAAGAUAACGACGUUAAUAAAGAUCAAGCUUCCAGUUCCAAUGAUUCGUCGGGUAUUAAAAAAGAGGGAAGUGCAAAACAAGAUAAGAAUUCUAUCAAAAAAGAAGUGAUACCUAAAAAUGAAAAAGAUCAUAGAGAAGCAAUGAAGAUGAAAGAAGCAAAGAUUGUCGAAACUGAAAUGGUGAGAGAUCUAAAGAACCAAUUGAAAAAAGCUUUGAAUGAACAAAAAGAGAUGAAGUUACUGCUGGACAUGUAUAAAGGGGUCAGUAAAGAACAAAGGGAUAAAGUGCAAUUGAUGGCAGCUGAAAAGAAGUUACGAACUGACUUGGAGGAGCUAAGACAGACAUUAAAAAAAAUGCAGGAUAACAAGAGGGAUGAUAAAAGAAAAUUGGCCGAAGACGAGGCUUUGAAGAAAAUAAAACAAUUAGAAGAACAGAAAUACGAAUUACAAAAACAAGUUGCUAAUCAGAAACCGACAGAUGGUAAUUGGGGAGGACAUAACCCCCAUCAACGACCGUUUGUUGGGUCCCUGGAAGAAGAGGCUCUAUUAAAUGAAAUGGAAGUAACUGGACAGGCUUUCGAAGAUAUGCAGGAACAAAAUUCGAGACUGAUUCAACAACUUCGAGAAAAAGAUGAUGCUAAUUUCAAAUUAAUGUCAGAACGAAUAAAAUCAAAUCAACUUCAUAAAUUAGCUCGAGAAGAAAAAGAUGUACUGAAAGAACAAGUCGGAACGUUAACGACACAAGUGGAUGCCGCUAAUAUCGUCGUUAGAAAGUUGGAGGAAAAAGAGAGAAUCCUCCAAAAUACUUUAGCGACAGUGGAAAAAGAAUUGUCGUUACGUCAACAAGCCAUGGAAAUGCAUAAGAGAAAGGCGAUCGAGUCGGCGCAAUCUGCCGCUGAUCUGAAGCUUCAUUUAGAAAAAUAUCAUUCUCAAAUGAAAGAAGCUCAACAAGUGGUAGCUGAAAAAACUAGUUCGUUAGAAGCGGAAGCUUACAAAACGAAACGUUUACAAGAAGAAAUAGCUCAGUUGAAACGUAAAGCGGAAAGGAUGAAGAAGAUGGAAUUAGCAGGAACUACUCUAGACGAAGUUAUGAUGGAGGAAAUAAGAGAGUACAAAGAAACUUUAACUUGUCCUUCGUGUAAAGUCAAACGAAAAGAUGCGGUGUUAUCUAAAUGUUUUCACGUUUUUUGUUAUGACUGUCUCAAAACGAGGUACGAAACAAGGCAGAGGAAAUGUCCGAAAUGUAAUUGCGCCUUUGGGGCUAAUGAUUAUCAUCGAUUGUAUCUAUCUAAUUAAUUACUUAAUUUUAUUACAAGAUGUAUUAUUUAUUAUUUUGUUAUCUAUGUAUUUUGAUUCGUCUAGAAUCAUUGAAAUAAUUUCUUGAAAUAUUGUACAGAUUUUACCGGUUCCAUUCCCAAUCUUGAAUUUUAUUUUAUACUUUAUGCGAAUACAUUAAGAACUGUUCCAAUUAAAUUUUUUUUUUAAAUCAAAAUCAUUCACUUUUGUUAUAUACUUUUCUGUCCCCGUGUGGAGAUUAUACAAAAGUAUUGUCUCAUGUUAAAUUGCAAAAUUCUUUUUCUAAUAUUUAUAACUUGUAAAAAAAUUAAACAUAAGAAAUUUUAAAUGUUUAAAGUCAAGUUAUAAUUUGAUUGAACAUUAUCAUAUGUGAGUUUCUGUAUUUUCGUGAAAUAGGUGUAAAAUUAAGUUAUAAUUUGAUGUUUUUUAUCUAUAUAAUUGCUUUUAUGUACUAGACAUUCAUUAAAAAAAUUAUUAUAGAA